GAGACAGUGUGGUUCUGAAAUGCCAGGCAAAAUGGACUGGAAGGAUAAAAACUAUGUCUUACCACAAGGAUGGAAGACAGUUAUUUUUGUCGAAUAAAGUCUCAACCUUCUCUAUCCAAAGUGCAGCUUUUAAUGACAGUGGCCAGUACCACUGUGCCAUUUCUGGAAAACUUCUUUGGAAUUGGGAAACAACUUCAAAAGCAGUAAAGCUCAAAGUCCAAGAGCUGUUUCCACCUCCUGUGCUGACGGCCAGCUCCUCUCAGCCCACGGAGGGGACCCCAGUGACCCUGACCUGUGAGACCUGGCUUCCUCCUCAGAAAUCAGGCACUGAGCUUCAAUUCUGCUUCUUCAGAGAAGGCCAGGGCCUGGGGCCAGGCUGGAGCAAGUCCCCAGAGCUCCAUAUCCCUACUAUAUGGAGCCAAGACUCAGGGUCUUACUGGUGCGAGGCACAAACAGUGACUCCCAGGGUCAAAAAGCAGAGCCUCAAAUCUCAGAUUGAUGUGCAGAGAGUACCCGUCGCUAACGUGAGCUUAGAAACCCAGCCCCCUGGCGGGCAGGUGAUUGAAGGAGAGACGUUGGUCCUCCUCUGCUCGGUGUCUGAGGGCACAGGAAACAUCACAUUCUCCUGGCACAGAGAGACCACAGAAACCAGUCUGGGAAACAAGACCCAGCGUUCCCUGUCAGCAGAGCUGGAGAUCCUGGCUGUGAAGGACAGUGAUGCUGGCAAGUAUUACUGCAGAGCUGACAAUGGUUACCAGCCCGUCCUGAGUGAGGUGAACAUCACUGUGAGAAUUCCAGUGUCUCGCCCUACCCUUACCAUCAGGGUUUCUGGGGCCCAGGCUAUGGUCGGGGACAUGGUGGAGCUUCACUGUGAGGUCCAGAGAGGCACUCACCCUAUCCUGUACCAGUUCUAUCAAAAGGAUGUCAUCCUGGGGAACAGCUCGGCAUCCUUUGGAGGAGGAGCAUCCUUCAACCUCUCUCUGACCUCAGAGCACUCUGAGAACUACUCCUGUGAGGCUGACAAUGGCCUCAGGGCCCAGCGUAGUCAGGUGGUGACACUCAAUGUCACAGGACCUGAGGGCUACAGAAAAGACCUUGUCAUAGCCGGAACUCUUGGGGGACUCUUUGGUGUUCUUGGUUUUGUUGCUGUUGCCCUACCAUUUUAUUACUGGUACCACAAGACAUCAGGAGGAAGUUCUGCCUCUAAUGUACCCAGAGGUCCUUCCAGCUCAGGCUCUCAAGAGUCCACCCAUUCCAGCCCACUCCCAGCAGUGGGGGAGCUGCAGCCCCUGUAUGCCAAUUGUGAGACCAUCUACUCCAACACACUCACAGUGACAGAGAAAGGGCAGCCAGACUAUGCAAAUGAUGGUGCUGCAGAUAGUGAUGGAGUUUAUUCCCAGAUGUGGAGCAUCCAACAGACAGAAGGCGCAGCAAACACCAGAGGGACAUUUCCAGAGACCAAGGACUCUUCAGUCACCUACGGUAAUGUGAGAAAGACAUAACACUUGGAGGAAUCAGACAGGAACACCAGCAACAAGGAUAGAGUAGCAAUAAAGAUUGCCAUAAAACUUUAUGAAAACAUUCAGGAUGUUCAUAACCAUUAUAGCCAGAUGUGCUUCAGGGACUCUAGGCAAGCCACCUUGUGUCAUCAUUUCUUUUCUCACCAAGUUCCUUCCCCAAUAUCUUCUUUUAUUCAUCAAAUAUUUAUUUGAACUGCUACUGUUUCCCAGACACUGUGUAAGAAAUUAUUUCUGCUAUCCUCUCUUAAGCUAUCAACGCGCAAAGAGCCAAGGAAAGAAGAAUGAACCAGAGAGACAAGUUCUCAUCUUGGCCUACUUUGAAGAGAUGACACAGAAUCUAUUUCUGGGCUAUUUCCCUCCCACAGGAGGACCCAGUCAUCUUUUGUCUUCCCAGGGACCUCAAAGUUAUAAAAUUAUCUUCUGAAAUGAAUUGAAUCCCCUCUUACUUUUGAAAGAUUUUUUGAGUUGGGUUUGAAAGAGGCAACAGCAGCCUGAGUUAGCUUGUCAUAUUGUCCAGGCACUAGAAUGUUCAACUUUACAUCAACUUAAACAAAUUAACAAGGGAUUUUAUGGUUUUUGUUUUUUUUUUUAAUGGAAAGUGUUCUCCUGUGGAUUGACAGUUUAGUUGAGAGAUCAAGAACCCAGCCUUUAGAGACAGCUGCCUGGGCUGGCGUCCCAUCUCUACUCCGUUCGUUUUGUGUCUAUUUCUCCACCAGUCAUGCACUGUCUUAAUUACUGUAGCUACAUAGCAAUCCUUGCCAUCAGGAAGAAUAAAACCUCCCACUUUAUUCUUUUUUCUCACAAUUGUUUUAACUAUCAAAUAGUAAUAAUAUAAUAACAUUUUUUGAAAUCUAAAAAUGAAAUUUGCAUGAAAAUGGCCAAUAAACAAGUAACCAGUUGCUGUUGAGUUGCUUCUGAUUCAUGGUAACCCCAUGUGUGGCACAGUAGAACUGUACUCCAUAGAGUUUUCAAGGCUGUGAUCUCUCAGAAGUAGAUUGCCAGGCCUUUCUUCUGAGACAUCUCUGAAUGGACUUGAACUUCUAAGCUUUUGGUUAGCAGCUGAGUGGGGUAGCCAUUUGCACUACCCAGUGACUCCAGUGGCCAAGAAUAAACCCACUGCCCUCGCGUCGAUUCCAACUCAUAGCGACCCUAUAGGACAGAGUAGAACUACCCCAUAGAGUUUCCAAGGAGCACCUGGUGGAUUUAAACUGCCAACCUCUUAGCAGCCAUAGCACAUAACCAUAAGCCACCAGGGUUUCCAAGACUAGAUAGACCAAAAUAUACACCACACCAAUUGCCUUCAAGUUGACUCCAACUCAUGGUGGCCCCACAUGUGUCACAGUAGAAUUAUGCUCCAUAGGGUUUUCAAUGGCUGAUUUUUUGAAAGUAGAUCACCAUCCAUGUCUUCCCAGGCACCUCUGGGAGGAAUGGAACUUCUAAACUUUUUGUUAGCAAUCAAGUGCGUUGGUUGUUUGUACCACCCAGGAACUCCAGACCAAAAUAGUAGAACAGAAUUGCAGUUGAGAAGAAAAACAGCAGUGACAUUUGUGCACCUUUCACCAGUGAUAAAGUAUCGCAAACCAAGACUGUGAUUUUUUUACCCUCAUGCUAAAUUUCAUUUCUGCUCAUAUCACCAUUAAAAUGACCAAAAAAAAAAAAAAAACACAAAAAUUGGGGAGAAAA
Molecule: messenger RNA, 3203 nt
Organism: Loxodonta africana (African savanna elephant)
Lineage: Eukaryota; Metazoa; Chordata; Mammalia; Proboscidea; Elephantidae
Product: Fc receptor-like protein 2
Exons: 10
Coding region: 54-1502 (482 amino acids)
Biological process (GO): cell surface receptor signaling pathway
Cellular component (GO): plasma membrane
Molecular function (GO): transmembrane signaling receptor activity
Source: RefSeq, a predicted model, not a curated record